Messenger RNA from Castor canadensis (American beaver), 4924 nucleotides. NCBI's taxonomy places the organism in Eukaryota, Metazoa, Chordata, Mammalia, Rodentia, Castoridae. The record is from RefSeq and is a predicted model, not a curated record.
CUCCCUGGGAGAAGCGUGGGCCCAAGUGAAGAAGAGCCUCGCAGAUGAGGCAGAAGUUCACCUCAAGUUCUCUGCCAAGCUUCACAGUGAAGUAGAGAAGCCCCUGAUGAAUUUCCGUGAGAACUUCAAGAAAGACAUGAAAAAGUGUGACCACCACAUUGCUGACCUCCGCAAGCAGCUCGCCAGCCGCUAUGCCUCAGUGGAGAAAGCACGGAAAGCCCUCACAGAGCGACAGAGAGACCUGGAGAUGAAGACACAGCAGCUAGAGAUCAAGCUGAGUAACAAGACAGAGGAGGACAUCAAGAAGGCACGGAGGAAGUCCACGCAGGCUGGAGAUGACCUCAUGCGCUGUGUGGACCUCUACAACCAGGCCCAAUCUAAAUGGUUUGAAGAGAUGGUGACCACCACACUGGAGCUGGAGCGACUGGAAGUGGAGAGGGUAGAGAUGAUCCGGCAACACUUAUGCCAGUACACACAACUGCGGCAUGAGACGGACAUGUUUAACCAAAGUUCGAGCCUGUGGACCAACUGCUUCGAAAAGUGGACCCAGCCAAAGACAGGGAGCUGUGGGUCAGAGAGCACAAAACAGGCAACAUUCGCCCCGUGGACAUGGAGAUAUAGACGCCUGUGUGGCCCUGGGGGUCCUGCUGAGGAGAGGCUGAGGGUCCCAUGGAGAAGGGGUGGUGGCUCCUGCUGGUUGGAGCUGCCCUCCUACCUGCUUUCCUGGUCCUCUGAAAAGAGGGGAAAGAGCUGGUGACCUGGACAGCUCAAAUGGGGGCUCCCUAAUAUUCCCCAGACCAUAAAGAUGGACCCACAGCCCUACCCUUGUCUCUGCAACUGAAGCCCCCAACUCCCAUGCUGUGCUUAUCACUCUGAGAACAAACCAAGGUUGGAACUCUGUAGCCUCUACUGAGCUACACAGGGGUGGCUAUCACAUGCUUGUGCCCCUGGGUACCCAAGGCCCAGCCUCCAUUUGGCCCUCUGUCUCCAAGACUUUGGAAGACCAAGGGAGGGAGGUCUCUGUCCAGCCAAUGUCAGAUCAGAAUCACAAUAGAAGGCGCUGUUUGGCUCCCAGCCCACACCUAGAAUCUUUUACAGCCCUCUUUCAUUUUUAACCAUUACAUUCUGGGAGCUCACAUCUGGCUUUUUUUGUCCACUUUUCAUCCCAUGGGUCCUGGGAAGAAGGCCUGGCUCCUGUCUUCCCAGACUGACCCUGCCUGAGAGGUCAGGAUGGAACUACCUCAUUCGGCAAAUUAGCCCCAAGCUGGAGCAUUGAAUCAUGGUUCCUAUCAGAUCAGGUGUGGUCUGGAAAGCCUACCCUGAAGUCCCAAUUCACCCAUCCUCAGCUCAGCAUGCUCGGCUGCUCAAGGAAGCCCCCCAACCCCACUCUGCCACUCCUCCCCAGUCUCAUCAUAGGGAGCCUUCCACAGUCCUCAGCCAACAAGACUUCAGCACAGAAACCAGCAGGCACAGAGGGUCAGUUGGGGUCUGUCUGCCACAGUGUCCUCUGCACCAUGGGCUGCCCUGGCCACUAUUCUCCCAGGAUGCCACCACAGGCAUUGUGGGACUGGGUCAGUCCCACAUGGGAGACAGGUCAGUGCACAUCUUUGUGACACUUUUGAUGGCUUCAUCUGCUUGUGCACGAUGGGAUUGGGAGCGCUGUCCCUUGUAUGGACACUGGACAGACAUUGCAGAUGCUCUCAUGGCCAUAGUAGGUUGUUCCAUCUGGGCAGUGCCCUGCCACAUGGCCUCCAACUCCUACUGCACCUUCCAGCCCUGUGCAGAGCCCUCACCAGAUGCCAGCACCUUCUUUCCACUGCCCAUCAUCCCUGGAGAAGCUUGGGCCAAGUGUGACCUGGGAAGUUUCCAGCAGUGCCACUGGGCCCAACUCCUAACUUCCUCUACCACAUGUUCUCCAUCUUCAUCUAGAGAAUCAGCUGCAGGGGCUGGGAGAAGAGAGGGAACUGCAGGAAGUCACACCAUGAGCAGGGAGUAAAUUCUGGCUGGGAACCCAUGAGAAUCCAUCUUUCUUAAUAUUUCCCAUUGAUGUCUUUGGAUUUGAUUCAUUUAUCUCCCAUGAGGAGAGGAUUCUGCAAGCACAACUCACUGAUCUUUUUCUCAGUCUUACAUGCUGAUAAUGGAUAACUUAUUAAUCUUGAAUCUUUCGGUACCUCUUAUAUCUAGUCAAAAUUGCUCUCAUAGUUUGUUAGAAAGACACCUAAUAUACUAAAGCAAACCAAACUUUGUCAAUUUUCUUACUGAAAUUUCCCAACCACAAAAACCAUCUUGAAGGUGUCCACCAACAUGAAGUGUGGGAUCUGGGCUGGGCUUGGGCCAUGAUACCAGCUACCAGUUUUAGAAUAUUAUUUCUUGGUUUCUUUAUUAGAAAUGGGUGCUAGUGGUAAUAGCUUUGUGGCUUAGUAAACUAAUUUGUGGAUGAUUUUCAAACACUCAGAGUCAAUAGCCUUGUAAUUAACACAGAUGUUUUGAGUGCAGUGUGGCUCAUUGACUGUCUUCUUACUCCCAUUAGUAGGUUCCUGAUCUUUAGGUGCUGUCUUGCCUAUUCCAGGGUAGCCCAAGUUGGGCCAGUCUGGACCAGUCCAUUCAGAGUUCAUUCUUUACCCUUCGUCCACUUACAUUCUUCUCUUUAGCCUCUUCACAUACACCUUUUCUUUUAUUUCUUCCCUCUGUUGUUCAUUCAUCAAGCAUUUCUUUAAGGCCACGCAAUGUACGAAGAUCUAAUCUGAGGACAAGAUAGGGCUCUGUCAUCAGAGAAGCCCAUGAGCUCUUGUUCUGUGCAGACUUACCUUUUCCCCAGGAUGACCUUGGCCUUCAUAUUCAGGUCUCUACAGAAUUUAGGUUUUCAGAGGUGCUGUUGGGCUGAUUUUUCACUCAUUCUUUCACUCAUUCAGUUUUUCAGCAAAUGCUUGGGACAAACCUGGUAUGCGCUGAGCUGUGAAACUGUACUUGGGUUUUAGAUUGAGACGCUCUGUGUCCCCUCUUUGUAGGCUUUCUGGAAAGAGUAACGCUGUGCACUUUUCGCAUUUACCCACUGUGACUAAUCAUAAACUAUCACCAUGAGUGACUGCAAGGUCUCAACAGCAACAAGAUUUUAAUCACCCGACUCCAACUUCAACUGUUAGACUCCAACUUCAGACAUUUCCUUUGUUGGUUUUAAAGAACUCUCCUUGCUCUACAAAUAGGACUAGUGAAACCCAAAGAUAGCCAGAGAGUGCCAUGAAAUGACAAAGAACUAAGAGCAGACCCAGAGUCAAGAGUCCAGACACCUGUCUCUAUAAUGGGCCCCCUGUUGGUGAAAUCAAGAGUAGAAUGAAUUCUAGAAAAUCUUAAAGUGCACUUUGGGGUAACUAGCACACUAUCUAGGUUCUUGGUGUCUUUUUAUUUUGCUUCUCGGUGCUGAGGUUGGAACUCAGGGCGUCACACAUGCUAGGCAAGUGCUCAUCACUGCGCAGUACCUCCAGCCCUGUUGUCCUGUUUUGAUGUGUGUCUUGGUGCUUACAUUAUGAAAGGAUUUGGCUGGGUUUCUUUGGGGUGGGUGAACAUCCAUUUUCAGCUUCUGAGAACAGAUCAUAGCCUUGAACCUGUCUGCCUGGGAGACCUGAUGCACUUAAGUUUUGUCUAUGAAAGCCUGACUUAAAAAAAAACAAAAACAGUCUCUAAGAUGAAUGGUGUUCAAAGUGAGUUAGUUGCUACGACAACCUUCAGGAAGAGCUACUUGUUUCCUAGUGCUUUUGAGCAGUACUGCCGUGCACAGGCAAUUUAGACUGGACGGUAGCCCUACAGCCUGUCAUUGGGACCACCCUGAGCCUCCUUUCCAUCUUUGUUCAGUUUCCUGUUGACCAAAUGGGAUUUCUGCUAAAGUAGGCUCUGCUGUGCCCAACAGGGCUGUUUAGUGGCUAAAGCAAACAAACUGUACACGUUUGUGACCAGCAUUUGUUUCUAUUCUUUUGUGAAACCAAUCAAUUACAGAUUAGUGGAUGGGUGCAUGAAGAUCUUGACUAAUCAAAAUCCCUUCUUGGAAAUACAAGUCAUAAAAUUCAAAGGAUGUCAAAGACCUUAGCUCGUUUAUAUGAUUUUUACUCCCAAUUGUGUGUAGCUUUGACAAGGAGUUUAACCAGGAGUCUAAAGACCUGCUUGUAUUACAUAGGCAGAGAAAAGCACUUUACGAAUGUUGAGUGGGGUGGGGUUAACCUGGUUACCACCUUAUUCCCAUAGUUCUGCACCCUGAACUGCAAAGCUCACCACCACCUUCUAUUUCCAGGGUAAUCGAAGUGUAAUUGACAUACUAAAGUUCACUUUUCCCAAUUAUACAGUGGCUUUUGACAAAUUUAUAACCAUCAAAAUCAACAUCUUUCCAUCACUCCUCAAAAUACCUUCAUAACCCAUUGUAGUCAAUUCCCUCUUCUCACCUCUUGGCCCAGCAACCCCAUUGAUGUUGUGACUCUAUAGUGUUGCCUUUUCCAGAAUGCCAUAUAAGUGGAGUCACACUGAUGUAGCCUUUGAGUCACUCAUGAGGUUGUAUGUGACAGUAAUGUGUCCCUUUUCAUUGCUGAGUAGUAUUUCAUUGCAUGGGGAAUGCACUGCUUCCUUAUUUUUAAAAUGAAUCCUUUGCCCUGGAAGUCAUGGGCCAGGAUCUUCACCUUGUUUGCAUUGCUGCUUCCUACAGCUCUCCCAAGGCUCCUCCAAAUGCCAGUUGUGCUCCCAAGUGCUUCUUAGGGCUCAAACUCAAUUUUUUUUGGUUCAUGCUUGAUUUUGGCCUAUGCCAAAAGCAGCCAAGGAUUGGAGGGGGACUGGCAGCCAAGGUCUGGGUUCCCCUCAUCACUGCUGCAACUGCAGCUUGCAUCUCAGCUGCAAGAUCCACUAGCUCCUGGGCUCUCACCUCAGUCCCCAUCCACCUGGCAUU